UUCUUCAUCACACAUAUCAUUCAAGAGACAGUAGCGAGGGUACGCAGCACCUAACCACACCCAGGCUAGAGCAACGCACACGGCUACGCCCAGCCCAGCAGGUGGCAAGCUCAAGUUCAACACGAACCGUGCGGGAAGACAACUUUAGGCACGAGCACCAGUUGAGCCUACCAUUCAAGGGGCAGUGGCGAAGGAACGCGGCGUCGGACUACACCCAGGUCGGAGCAGCGCGUACGGCUACGCCCAGGUCAGUGGCCCAGCGGAGGGACAUAGAGCAGAAGCAGGAGGACCCCGCGAUCAUUCCCGGCCAGGGAAGGUGAUAAGCUCACGCGCGUUGGGAAGCGGGUGGGAAAGCGUGUCCAACACUAACACAGCUUGGACUCGGCGCAGCGUGAGCAUUCUACGAGGAAGUACGCGACGCCCUACUAUUCUUUCACCCUAUACAUCGCGCGCAGUUACACGCGUCCCCGUUGCAUAACACAGGGAUAUACCGCAGAGGGCGGGCAGUACUAAGCCAGCUGCUGGGCAUCCGAGGAGACACUUUUCUAGGUACGAGUGCGACCGAGGCAUAUUCUAUUGAGCUGAGGAAGUGCAGCAGGCGUUGGACAACCUCGUUUGACAGGGGUGUGCGCCGCCGAGCGUAGCUAGGCAUUGAGGCCCAAAACUAGCUUUGUAGGGGGGGCACGGCUACUCCUCACGCAACUUAGACAGGGGGACGAUAUGAGCGGUAGCCGGCCGAGGAAGUGUACCUUCGUCUCAGCCACCAGCAGUGGCCGGACAACCCGCUGCAGGCGGGACAUAUACUGCAAUACGUACCUCAGAUGUUAUACGCACUGCCAGUGCCGGGGUAGCGAGGUCGGCCGCCCACCUCGCACCCUAUAUCACGGGAGGGCGUUGUCAGAGGGGGUCACGUACAUGACGAGUGGCAUUAAGGAAACCCGCGAGACGGCAACCCACCCAGAUGUGUCUAUUUGCGAGGGAGCGAGCUAUAAAAGCGGAGGAGUAUGGGAACUUGGAAUACGAGACGUGCCCCACCGGCGAAGGGACUCAGGUUACGGCAGGUCCGACAGUUCUGAAAGCAGUACUGGGUCGUCGCCCUCAUACACCAGAGAGAUCGACUGCUCAGCGGCCUGCGCGCUAGGAAGGGAGCGAAAGCGUUACGGGAGGGCGCUAGACGCGAACGUGUCUAUCGUAACGCCCAGUGUAUAUGACGGUGCGCCCCUCGGGAGCACAGGGAAUAGGAUGCCAUCCCGCUCGGAGGAGGUUCGAUGCGCCUUCGCUCUGUGGGAAACUGCAGAUUUGGCUUUUGCGACCGCGCCCGGGCCUUGGGACGGGUCGGGGGGGUCGUGGAGGUUCUCACUCAAGGGAGGGAAGAUAUUCCUCUGGUCCAGAGGGACUUGUGUACAGGUCCGCAGGGUCUCCGACAUUUACCAUUCGCCGUGGUACCGAGCAUCAGGGCGCAGCAGGUUGACGUUAGCGGCCAGAGCAAAAGCUGUAGCGGAGGGCCUGGUGUCACUAGCGAAUGCUGGCACCGUCAGGAUAGUGAAAGACUUCAGGGGUGCGAAGUUCAGCGUGCUGUUCGACGCCCCUCUUCCGGUGACGAGCAAGGGUAAGACUCCCUGGGCCAAGGUCGUAAGGCCAGGCACGAGUUGGUGGUUAGACUGCUGUGUGGCCACAGACGACGACAUGGGUCCAUCACACAUCGACGAGGAGAUGCUGGUCCCACACUGUGUAGACUGGGUAGGCUCUGGAUGCAGCACUGGCGAUAUGCCCACCACGGUUAGCGGCAGCUACCACUUCAGAGAGCGCAUUAGCGACGACGACUGGGUCGCGGCCAAGGUUCUUAAUGCCAAUGAGGUAGAGUGCAUAGGUGUCCCGGUAUAUGUCAUGAGGUCAGACCUGUUCUACACGGGCAAGCGACGGAUUUGCGUGCUAGAGCAUGACGUGGCGUUCGACAUAGCGCACGGAGCGAAGUACUUGGUCGUGGGACAGAAUAGAGGGAUAUUCUUCUUAGAAGAAAAUCUGGAGGACCCGAGGUUGCUUUUCAAGCCACUGAUCAGCACCCACCUGCGUGCGGAUGGGAGAACAAUGGUGUGCCACAACGACUUAUCGGUGCGUAUGAAUAGGUUACUGUGGCAGCACGUGAGUAGUCAAGGUGGCAAGGCCACGCUAGACAUAUGCGAGGCGGCAGGCAGUCUAGGUGUGGACGUGGGCGCCGCGGUGAUUGCACUAAGCUCAGGCAACUACACCUCACCCAUAGCAGUUGAGCAACAGCGUGCGUUCGACAUGAUGUUCAGAGACGACGGUCCAGGCCCACUGUUGCAUGUAUCUGUCCGGACAGCUGACUUGAUAUGCAGGACUUCCAUGCCCCUCAGUGGUGAACGUAUGCAGUCGAUAAAGAGCGGGGAGGUUGCAGUCUUCGAAAGCACAGAGGACGGUGUCUGGACGGGGAUAGGUCCUCCAAUUGAUCCUCUCCGUGAGAGGGGCGACUCCGGUGGGGGGCUGGCUGGUACAGCACUACAUGCAGACUUACCUGUCGUCACUCCUGUGCUUGGGCUGGAUGCCCGAGUGCGGAUAUAACCUCCUUGCUAGUAGAACUGUAGUGUUGCGGUAAUAAAACGGCGAGGCACCGAGCGAGCUUCAAACCCACCAGAUAGUGAUGGGGACAUCACGGUGCUCUCCAUG
Messenger RNA from Chondrus crispus (carragheen), 2685 nucleotides. RefSeq lists its product as hypothetical. The transcript is spliced from 4 exons. The record is from RefSeq and is a predicted model, not a curated record. NCBI's taxonomy places the organism in Eukaryota, Rhodophyta, Florideophyceae, Gigartinales, Gigartinaceae. Bases 721 to 2580 code for a protein of 619 amino acids.